Messenger RNA from Empidonax traillii (willow flycatcher), 2205 nucleotides. RefSeq names its product aromatase. The record is from RefSeq and is a predicted model, not a curated record. The transcript has 10 exons. Gene Ontology annotation, molecular function: heme binding; oxidoreductase activity, acting on paired donors, with incorporation or reduction of molecular oxygen; iron ion binding. NCBI's taxonomy places the organism in Eukaryota, Metazoa, Chordata, Aves, Passeriformes, Tyrannidae. Bases 138 to 1652 code for a protein of 504 amino acids.
GAUGCUACAGAGAGUGAUCACCAGAAAACCUAUUCAGAUCUUUAAAAGGAGCACAUCAGUAACAAGGAUAGCACUCUCCACCGGUAAAAAUCCAGAAGUGAUAAGAAGACACAGCAAAGAAGAAUCUCUUGGAAAAGAUGGUCCUGGAAACUCUGAAUCCGAUGCACUUCAACAUCACCAGCCUUGUACAAGAUACGAUGCCAGUGGCCACAGUGCCCAUACUCCUUCUCAUGUGCUUUCUGUUUCUAGUAUGGAAUCAUGAAGAAACUUCAUCAGUACCAGGGCCAGGAUACUGCAUGGGGAUCGGCCCCCUCAUUUCUCACGGGAGGUUUCUCUGGAUGGGAGUGGGUAAUGCCUGCAACUACUACAAUAAGAUGUAUGGAGACUUCGUGAGAGUUUGGAUCAGCGGUGAAGAAACAUUUAUAAUUAGCAAAUCCUCAAGUGUGUUCCAUGUAAUGAAACACUGGCAUUAUGUGUCUCGAUUUGGGAGCAAGCUUGGAUUGCAGUGCAUUGGCAUGUAUGAAAAUGGGAUCAUAUUUAAUAACAACCCAGCACACUGGAAGGAAAUUCGACCCUUUUUCACCAAAGCUCUGUCUGGUCCUGGUCUGGUUCGUAUGAUAGCAAUUUGUGUGGAGUCAACAGUGGAUCACCUGGACAAACUAGAGGAAGUGACAACUGAACUGGGAAACAUCAACGUGCUGAAUCUCAUGAGGCGGAUCAUGCUUGACACAUCCAACAAGCUUUUUCUUGGGAUCCCUUUGGAUGAAAAUGCCAUUGUACUCAAGAUUCAAAACUACUUUGAUGCUUGGCAAGCACUUUUAUUAAAGCCUGACAUAUUUUUUAAGAUUUCUUGGCUGUGCAAGAAAUAUGAAGAUGCAGUAAAGGAUCUUAAAGGGGCAAUGGAAACCUUAAUAGAGCAGAAAAGACAACAGCUUUCCACUGUUGAAAAGUUGGAUGAACACAUGGAUUUUGCAUCCCAGUUGAUUUUUGCACAGAACAGAGGGGAUCUGACUGCUGAGAAUGUGAACCAGUGUGUGCUGGAGAUGAUGAUUGCUGCUCCUGAUACUCUGUCUGUGACUCUCUUCUUUAUGCUAAUACUGAUUGCAGAGCACCCCACAGUGGAAGAGGAGAUGAUGAGAGAAAUUGAAACUGUUGUGGGGGACAGAGACAUACAAAGUGAAGAUAUGCCAAACUUAAAAAUCGUGGAGAACUUUAUUUAUGAGAGCAUGAGAUACCAGCCCGUUGUGGACUUGAUCAUGAGGAAAGCUUUACAAGAUGAUGUAAUUGAUGGCUACCCUGUGAAAAAGGGGACAAAUAUUAUCCUCAAUAUCGGUCGCAUGCAUAAGCUUGAAUUCUUCCCAAAGCCAAAUGAGUUUUCUCUUGAAAAUUUUGAGAAAAAUGUCCCUUCACGCUAUUUCCAACCGUUUGGAUUCGGCCCCCGGAGCUGUGUAGGGAAGUUCAUUGCCAUGGUAAUGAUGAAAGCGAUUCUGGUGACUCUUCUGAGGAGGUGCAGAGUACAGACAAUGAAAGGAAGAGGCCUUAACAACAUCCAGAAAAACAAUGACUUAUCCAUGCACCCCAUAGAAAGGCAGCCUCUGCUGGAGAUGGUUUUCACACCAAGAAGAAACAAAAACGAGAAUCAGGGUGACUAAAAUGGAUCAGCCAUAGAGUUAUCACAGGGCUUUCUCAGCCACAGCCACUAAGAAACACUCAUCACUCCCAGUUAAAUAUUUAGAGUAAAAUGUUUUGGUUUUAAAACCCAGUGUCCUGCUGCAGAACACCUGAAACUUCUUAGUAAGACCAGCUGAGAAUGAGGUAAUGAAUAUGAAACGUUAACAUGAGUGUUACAUGGAGGGUAACACACAGCCCCACCUCCUCAUCUGGUCAGUUGUAGAAAUUUUCCACCUCUCUUCAGUUUGGUAAAAAGGAAUUUAAACUCUCUCUCAGCUAGGUUCUACCAAAUCCUUUUUGCCCAGGUUUUAAUUGCUUAAUUCUAUUUCAGACAGUAAGAUUUGGAGUUGUUGACCACGUUCCCACAUCACGAGGGAGUGUCCCUCCCUAAUUACCCAAAUUAGCCUCUGUUUCUUUCUCCUGUAACAGCACUGGGCUCUAUCCUGCUUUCAAGAAUCUUGCUUUGUUCCCACUGAUCUAGAGAGACUCAGCAGCACAAGAAAAAAAACCUGUCUAAAGAGGCAAAUUUCACUG